AUGGUGAAGAUAGAAGUUCACGUCAUUUCAAGGGAAAUCAUCAAGCCAUCUUCACCAACAAUUCACAAUCUACAGCCCUACAAACUCUGCCUUCUUGACCAGCUCACUCCCACAUCUUAUGCUCCCAUGAUGCUUUUCUACCCCAAGAGUAAUGAAGCAAAUAUGGAUGACACCCAAUUCCUGAAACACCUCAAAAGGUCACUCUCUGAUACAGUACUGAAUGUUCUCUACCCAUUUUCUGGUAGGGUAAAAACCAAUAUGUUCGUUGAUCGUUUUGAUGAAGGUGUUUCAUUUAUGGAAGCCCGGGUUAAUUGUAGUCUGUCCGAAUUUUUUGAAGACCCGCAAAUUGAAUCUUUAAAUCAGUUCCUUCCAUGCCCACCUCUCGCCAAAGAAUCACAAGAUGACGUGACCCUGUUGAUUUUUCAGCUGAGCGUAUUUUCUUGUGGUGGAUUAGCACUUGAUGGGUGCAUGUCACACAAGCUUGGUGAUGGAGGAACUGCUUCCACCCUCUUCAGUGCAUAG
Messenger RNA from Populus trichocarpa (black cottonwood), 522 nucleotides. Its product is annotated as stemmadenine O-acetyltransferase. The transcript has a single exon. The record is from RefSeq and is a predicted model, not a curated record. Bases 1 to 522 code for a protein of 173 amino acids. NCBI's taxonomy places the organism in Eukaryota, Viridiplantae, Streptophyta, Magnoliopsida, Malpighiales, Salicaceae.